Molecule: messenger RNA, 1350 nt
Organism: Suillus plorans
Lineage: Eukaryota; Fungi; Basidiomycota; Agaricomycetes; Boletales; Suillaceae
Product: RTA1 like protein
Exons: 11
Coding region: 265-1173 (302 amino acids)
Cellular component (GO): fungal-type vacuole; plasma membrane
Source: RefSeq, a predicted model, not a curated record
GUCAGGACAGCCUGACUCAGUAACUCCGGUUACGGGCCAUUCCAGCUUAUCGGCAAUUUUAGACCUUGGUCGCAAACAUAUCAUUAGCGAGUCAUCCACACCACGAUGGGCUAAUUUGAGGACGCUGCGGCGUGCAUGGCAGGAAUUCUAACCCGGUACCUACUUGAAAGAAAUGAUUGCAGUGCCGUGGCGUGUAUAAGGCUCCCAUUGCUCAACGUUCAACGUUAACAACACCCACCAACUGGAGGCCAUUCCUCCGUCACAAUGUCCUUUGGCUCUGUGUUUGCUACAACUACACCAAUUAGUGUUGGCCCGUACCACUACGUCCCUACAGAGUGGAUAUGUAUCCUUUUCCUGGUAUUGUACAGUAUCUCAACCGUCCUCCACUUGGGCCAGGCGGUCAAGUAUAGACUGUGGUGGAUGAUCCCCACAGCGACCUUCGCGGGUAUCCUGGAAAUUCUAGGAUGGAGUGCCAGGUUAUGGUCGAGUCGGAACCCCAAGCUUUUGACGCCUUAUGAGAUGCAGAUCGUUGGCACUAUAAUAGCACCUACUCCGCUUGUCGCAGCCAACUUUAUCAUCCUUGGCAGGGUAAUUACUCAAAUUGGACCCCAGUACAGCCGUCUAACCCCAAGGUUAUAUACCAUCGUUUUUUGUUGCUUUGACAUUGUUUGCUUGAUUGUACAAGCUGCGGGAGGCGCAUCUGCUGCGCACGCCGCCAAUACGAAGACAAGCGCUUCGAUGGGCGCGAACAUUAUGCUAGGAGGAAUCGUUGCUCAGCUUUUUGCAAUAGUGGUCUAUGUCGCUUUGGCGGUUGAGACUCUCUUGCGUUUGCAAUAUAAUCUACCCUUCCGCUACGUUGAACAGCGUCGCAUAUCGGAGAAAGGCCCACGUACUGUAAGUAAGAGCUUGCGACUUAUGCUUUGUGGCAUGGCGUUCUGUACCCUUUGCAUCUUCAUUCGAUCGGUGUACCGUACUGUGGAGCUCGCCGAUGGAUGGAAUGGGCCAGUGAUUUCGACGGAGCGCUACUUCGACUGGCUCGAUGGUGGCAUGGUAACUCUCGCCAUCUACACUCUCAAUUUCUUUUACCCAGGUAUCUUGGUGAAGAAGGAUAAUCCUAUGACUCACGCUUCACAGCAAUCUAUCGACGAAGAAGCUAGUUCGACCAAGACCUAAAACAUUGAGUGCUCUUGGAUUUUACUACGAAGAGACGAUGGACCGUCGUAGAGCAGUUGUCAGGACGUUCUUCUAUACUACUUCCCCUCACGUAUCUACUUAGUACCUUGUGCGAUUGUCGAACAUCUCUGGCAUAUCUUGGCAUGUCAUAAUAACGCCUGUUUUCUGUUUCCUGCC